GAUACAUCAAAUCGUCAUGUCGACGUCUACGAGCUCAGAAUCGAAUGCGGCUCUUCCUGCUAGUAUACGCCAGAGGUCCUGUCACCGCAUUUCCUGCACAAGCGCACUCCGAGAGACCAAGUGCUGUGAUAAUACUUGCCUUGUCGAAAUUGCACGUCGCGAUUGCAACAGCGAGCCGAAUCACCGACUACAGCUUCUUACAAAACCCUCCGGCGAUACUCUCGACGAUUCUGCCCUUCCGUCCCCUGCUGAUGAGGAGCCAUGUGAGAGUCAUUACCUGAAGGCUAAAGAGGCAUAUAGCGGGAUCUUAGAGAACAUUGGCUGUAUUUGCAGGGUGUUACUAUCACUGAACCUCGAUUCGUGCUGUGUCGUACCUCCGGAUGGCUCUCUUCGCUUCAAGCGUUCAACGGGGUCUAUGAGGAAGGGUCUCUUGACAGGCACGAGCAUGCCUUCCAGCGCUCCUUCUCUCUGCAAGUCACAAGAAGGUAUCGACGGUAGCAAGAAGCCCUGCUGCUCUGAGGCGUCUACAGCUGGCCAGGAGACAAGCCCACCACCAGGGUUAAAGUUCACUGGUGCUAGAAAGGUCUCUUGCUUUAGUGGACCUUCGAAUUCCAGAAUCGAUCGAUACCGCGGAAGUUCAGCCCCCAGUCUUGACGGUAGCUACAAAGCUAGUGCUGAUGCCUGGGCCACCUAUGCGGCGGCUCCCGAUGACCUUUCCCUCAAGGGGGGCUUCUGCAGCAGUAAGGAAAUGACUGGCGGCUAUUGCGCUGAUAACUUCGGCUCCGCCAUUCCUCUGCCCACUCCCGGAGACUGUUCUCGCAAGAAGUGCUGUUCUGAUACGACAUCAAAACCUACGACUGGACAGACGACCACCGAAGCCCACGGCGAUCCACUCGACAGCUGUUAUGCUAAGGAGUAUUCGACUGGGGCAGAUGGAGAUGCGAUAGAUAGUUAUUGUACCAGCGAUCCCCAUAGUCAACUAGGAACUCUAGCAGGCGGCAAGGGAACCAGGUACACUCCGGUCACCGGGGUCAAUGAAUUUGACCUCGAGAAGGGUGACUUUCCGGUUGAGCAUGUGGUGUUGAGCGUUCAAGGGAUGACUUGUACUAGGUGCGAGAAGAAGCUCUACAAAUCCCUGGAUAUGAUAGCGGAAAUCUCGAAUAUCAAGACUAGUCUACUCUUGGCCCAAGCAGAGUUUGACCUCAGUAGAACCUCUGCCACCAUCGACACCCUCGACACCAUUAAAGCUAUAGAGAAGAUGACUGGCUUUACCUGUACGACGAUGACGCAGUCUGGACACGAGCUAGAUUUGAUCGUGGAUGGUCUUGCAUCGGAGUUUGCUGCUAGAGACCUCCCAUUUGGAGUUUCCGACAUUGCUGUUCUCGACACACACACUAUUCGUGUAACCUACCAGCCUAAGCUUGUUGGUGCCAGGGACCUGAUGUCGGACCCGUUCUUUUAUUUACCGAAACUCGCUCCAGUUGCAGAUCGUCCUUUGAUCGCUUCAGGGAGAGCUCAUGUCCACCUGAUGCUCCGGAAAACAAUUGUGUCUACUGAAAUUACAGAUCGUGUGGCUACCUACUUUAUCCCUACUAUACUCGUGGUCACUGUUCUGGUAUUUGUUAUCUGGGUCGCUGUUAGCAAGGUCAUCCGUGGCUAUGAUGCAACCACCACCUGUAUUAAUGCGAUGACAUACGCCAUCUUAGCUCUUAUUGUGUCGUGUCCGUGUGCGAUUAGGCUGGCAGUUCCUAUGGUGCUAGUGGUAGCAGGAGGUGUUGCGGCAAAGCAUGGCCUGAUCUUUAAAACCGUAGAGACUAUUGAGAUAGCCCGGAACCUUUCUCAUGUCAUCUUUGACAAGACAGGCACCCUUACACAAGGACUACUCGCUGUCGAGGCUAAGAUAUACCCGACGGGGCAAGGCGACACGCUAGCGCUACUACUACUAGGUUUGACUAGUAACAGCAAGUACCUAGUGUCGACUGCUAUCGCUUCCCGCCUUAAGUCUUCUAGAGUUAAGCCCGAGGUAGUCGAGAAGGUUGUUUCUGUGGCUAGGAAUAGGAUAGAAGCAACUUGGAAGGGGAUGAUCAUUCGUGCUAGUAAUCCACAUUGGCUAGGCGUCAAAGACUUACCAGCCGUCAAAGAAAUACUUCUACUCGGUGUUAGUAUGUUCUGUGUCUCGGUUAAUAAAGACCUUGUCGCGGUCUUCGGUCUCAAGGAUCUCCUUCGCCCAGAUGCUAUUCGCGUCAUCAAAGAGCUGAAGAAGCGAUCUGUCGAAAUCUCUAUCGUCAGCGGCGACAAUGAAGAGUCUGUCAAGUCUGUCGCCAGGGUCCUUGAUGUACCAGAGAGCCACGUCCGCUUCAGAUGCAGCCCAGCUGACAAGCAGAUUUACGUCAAACAGAUGCUCGCCCCCCCAAACAGCGUCGUGUUGUUCUGCGGUGAUGGCACCAACGAUGCUGUCGCCCUGGCUCAGGCAAGCAUCGGUAUGCACAUCGACGGAGGGACGGACAUAGCCCAAAGUGCGGCGGACGCCGUCCUCGUCCGGCCUGCGCUAAGCGGCAUUAUCAUCCUUAUAGACCUUUCGACGGCCUUCUUCCGCCGCGUGGUCUUCAACUUCAUGUGGUCCUUUAUCUAUAAUACUUUUGCAAUCCUACUGGCCGCUGGUGCCUUUCCUAAUGCCCGCAUUCCGCCGGAGUUCGCUGGCUUGGGUGAGAUAGUCAGCGUCCUACCAGUAAUUGCUAUUGGGAUGCAGUUGAAGUGGACGAAAUUUUACUGAGCUGAAUGACCCUAGAUGCGAUUGUUUCGAGAGGCCGGCAUC
Amorphotheca resinae ATCC 22711 is the source of this 2815-nucleotide messenger RNA. RefSeq lists its product as hypothetical. Lineage: Eukaryota; Fungi; Ascomycota; Leotiomycetes; Helotiales; Amorphothecaceae. The transcript has 3 exons. Gene Ontology annotation, cellular component: membrane. Gene Ontology annotation, molecular function: transporter activity; ATP hydrolysis activity; metal ion binding. The record is from RefSeq and is a predicted model, not a curated record. The coding region runs from base 17 to 2773 and encodes 918 amino acids.